AUGGAUAAAAGCUGUCAUUCAUCUGGGGAAGAAUCUUCUGCUAUAAACCCUAAUCUUGAUUCUAGUACUGGUGGCAAAGAUCAGUACUUGAAACAGAUUCAUAAACUGUCUCAUAAGAUUUCUAAACCGCCCAUUAGAAAACCCUUUGAGUUUGAUCAUCAAAUUCAUCAGCUUCAUCCGCCGCCGCCUCCGCCUCCGCCUCCGCCGUCGAUUUUGGAUCACGCCAUUGAAUCUCAGCCGUCAAGUAUCCACCAUAACCAGCAACAACAUCAACCGCCGGUUUAUAAUGUCAGCAAAAGCGAUUUCCGGGAUGUUGUUCAGAAGCUUACCGGUUCUCCGGCACACGAACGCCUCACGACUCCGGUUCAACCAGUGAAACCACAAAGCUCUCGUUUACAAAGGAUUCGUCCUCCGCCGUUGGAACACGUCGGUAACCGUCCGCCUAACGCCGUCGGAGGUGUGCUUCCGUCAAACCCUAGCUUCCGUCCAGGAAACUUCUUCACCAGUCAACGGCAGCAUCACCAGCCUCUUUCCCCGCUUCCGCCGUUACCGGCGGUACACGCGACGGCCGAAUCUCCGAUCUCCGCGUACCUGCGUUGCUUUCAAACCAACAUCCCAGGCUUCACUCAACCUCCGCCUCCACAACUACACCCCCGCCCACCAGCACCGGGUUCCCUUCCGCCAUCGGAGUUCACAGCGCCGUCGUCUCCGCUUCCAUUCGGGUGCCUACAUUCUCCAAGAUCACAGUUCCCUAUGUUAUCUCCCGGAUUUCCAUUCUCCCCAACAAACCAAUUCGGAUUCCAACAGCUAACACCACUGUCUCCGACGCCUCCGGCGCCAAGCCCUAGAUGGAAAUCCCUCUGA
Messenger RNA from Lactuca virosa, 864 nucleotides. The record is from the annotation of a GenBank genome assembly. NCBI's taxonomy places the organism in Eukaryota, Viridiplantae, Streptophyta, Magnoliopsida, Asterales, Asteraceae.